AUUGAUUGAUGUGCUGUCACGAAGGUUGAUGGAUACAUUACGAGGUGGAUGCACUACCAUGAAGAUGACUAAUUCAAAUUUCGCUAUUCGUUCACUACCGAGUAAAGACGCAUUAUCACGAUGCACUAUUACUCACGAAGGCAGAGAGACGGAUGCAUUGUCACGAAUUACUUUUAAAUUCUUUUGGUUAUAUUUUAUAUUAGGUCGACUGAAGAUGACUAAUUCAAAUUUUGCUAUUCGCUCACUACCGAGUAAAGACGCAUUAUCACGAUGCACUAUUACUCGCGAAGGCAAAGAGACAGAUACAUUGCCACGAAUUACUUUUUAA
Molecule: messenger RNA, 328 nt
Organism: Ambispora gerdemannii
Lineage: Eukaryota; Fungi; Glomeromycota; Glomeromycetes; Archaeosporales; Ambisporaceae
Source: the annotation of a GenBank genome assembly